AUGAGGUCCAUCGUCAGCCUCGCGAUCGCGGCAUCCCUUGCCGCCGGCGUUGUCUCUCAACCCCACAACCACCGUCACCGCCAUGUUAGGAAGGACGCCGCUUCGCCUGUUGACAAGCGAGACCCCGAUGUCGUCGUCGUGUACGAGGCCGGCCCGACUGUGAUUGCCUACGAACUGGGAGGAAAGCUUCUUACUGAAGAGGAGGCCAAGAAGGGUAUUGAAGACGGUCUGUUCGUCGUUGUUGGCGAGACCACGCCCACCUCGAGCCCUCUCCCGCCUGCUUCGACCUCCUUGGCCCCUAGGCCUUCCACCUCUAAGGAUGCCCAGUUCUUCGAGGCCAAGGUCAACACGCCCUCCACCUCGUCGACCCCGACUCCCACUCCCACUCCGACCCCGACCCCGACUCCCACGCCCUCUUCGUCGAGCCAGGCGGCCCCCACCUCCACCAAGUCCACGAGCGGAGGCUCCAGCAGUUCUGGCGGCCAGGGCGUUGACUCCGAGUUCCCCAGUGGCACGAUCCCUUGUUCCCACUUCCCCUCCGACUACGGUGCUGUCGCCGUCGACUACCUCGGCACCGGCGGCUGGACUGGUAUCCAGAGAUGCCCCAACUACAGCUUCGGUGAUGCGGCGAUCUCCUUCAUUGAGACCGCCAUUUCGGGUGACGGUGGAUGCACUAAGAAAUCUUUCUGCUCGUACGCCUGCCCCGUUGGCUACCAGAAGACCCAGUGGCCCUCCGCUCAGGGCUCGACCAAGCAGUCCAUUGGUGGACUUUACUGCAACAGCGACGGUUACCUGGAGCUCUCCCGCACCACCAAGAAGACCCUCUGCGAACAGGGUGCUGGUGGCGUCACUGUCAAGAACGACCUCAGCCAGGAAGUCAGUGUUUGCCGUACCGACUAUCCCGGUACCGAGUCCAUGGUCAUCGCCACCGUUCCUCAGCCCGGCGAGUCGUUGCCUUUGACCAACCCGAUUUCUUCUGACUACUACGUCUGGAACGACCAGCCGACCACCGCUCAGUACUACGUUAACAAGGCCGGCUACAGCGCCGACGUCGCCUGUGUCUGGAAGAGCCCCACGGACCCUCUUGGCGCUGGUAACUGGGCCCCCGUCAACAUUGGUGUUGGCAAGAGCUCCGACGGCAACACGUACAUCUCCAUCUUCAACAACGCGCCGACCUCGACCGCCACGCUCGACUUCAAUAUUGAGAUCACCGGCGAUGUUAACAGCAAGUGCGCGCUUGUUGGCGGCUCGUACACCGGAGGUGGCACUGGCUGUACUACGGCCGUGUCCGGCAGCGGAAAGGCUAUCAUCCGAUUCUAUAAGUAA
This is a messenger RNA of Colletotrichum spaethianum, 1326 nucleotides long. Its product is annotated as putative secreted glycosidase. NCBI's taxonomy places the organism in Eukaryota, Fungi, Ascomycota, Sordariomycetes, Glomerellales, Glomerellaceae. Gene Ontology annotation, biological process: fungal-type cell wall organization. Gene Ontology annotation, cellular component: fungal-type cell wall; cell surface. The transcript is spliced from 2 exons. The coding region runs from base 1 to 1326 and encodes 441 amino acids. The record is from RefSeq and is a predicted model, not a curated record.